CGCGGCGUAGUAAUCUCUUGUAGACACACUCGUCUCUUUCAGCUGUUUCCCGCCAAACAACGCCAUAGCAAACCGCUGCGAGGCGUAGUGCGUACGGCUGGAUUUGGAAUUAGUGAAUUGUGUAUUUUUCUAUGCUGAUAAGAGACAAUUAAAUUAAUUGUUACUAGUGUUUUUUGUGAGAAAAUGUCUACGCUGAGUAGAAGUGAGGAAAAACUCCGGCUGGAGGAUUUACAACAUUAUGAUCAGGAGGAUAUUAGUUACUGCAGCCUUGGGGAUCGGCCGGACUCGCCUGGGCUUCGCCACCACGGCGCCAUGGAGCAGGAGAAGAGGAUCCGCCGGGAGAUCGCCAACAGCAACGAGCGGCGUCGGAUGCAAAGCAUCAACGCAGGCUUCCAAAGCCUGAGGACUCUGUUGCCGCAUCACGAGGGCGAGAAACUUAGCAAGGCGGCCAUUCUUCAGCAGACUGCAGAGUACAUCUAUCAGCUGGAGCAGGAGAAGACCAGGCUUUUGUCUCAAAACUGUCAACUCAAGCGACUCAUCAACCAACACGAGGGAGAAACCAACUCUGCUGUCAAGAAGAGGAAGACUGAGACAGGCAUGGUAGUGGUGACAGAAGAAGGCGUAGUUGCAGCCGAGGCAGGGUCUGCCAGUCCCACACUGCUAGAUAUAGACCAGGCGGCUACAAACUCUGAACUCAUAGAGCUGAGGGUGCAACUAGACCGGGAGAGAGGACUACGGAUGAUCCUGGAGGACCAGGUUCGCAGUCUGGAGACCCAACUGUAUCCGGAGAGAAUCCGUGAGAUCACCCAGCAGGUGCAGAUGCAGUACAGCCAACAUCAGCAAGAGGAUGAACCAGGAUUGCUAACACCAGUGAGACGAGAGAGUCAGUCGAGCACAGGGUCGGCCGAGAGUACAGAGACGGCCGGCACAGUGGCGACAUUACAGGUGGUGUCUGCUGCUAGUCUACAGCCCGUCAGUCACACAGAGACGGUGAUAGCCACAACACCCACCCCUCCACACUCCCCCACACCUUCACGCCUCCCCUCGCUACUGGAGGCUGCCAUCAAGUCUGAGCCCAAGGCAGAGGCAGAGCGACUACCAUCCCCUAGUGGAGCCAACGGAGAAGAGGUCGUUCCACAAGCCAGGGUGUACUUGGCAAGCACUUCACGCCAAAACCUGGAGACCAUCGUGGAAGCCAUCCGUCACCUAGAGGGAGACGCUUUCAUCAGUGACAGCACGACAGCGUCAGUGACAGCGACCGCAACAGCAGUCCCUGCAGACACUCCCGCGGCCACACUCUCCAAGCAGCAGCGUCUGCUUAACCCCUUUCUGCAGUUCCACCCUCCGCAGCAACGACCGGGUGUCAUCGUGGUCAAACAACACACGUGAUCCGCUCCUCGCCCCCGCCCCCACCCCCUCUAGUGGCCUAAUUAUUUCACUCUUUCUAAUUAGUUACUUGUUUGUUAUCACACAUUCGUGUAUUCUCUUUGAUAAUGUUUACCGAUCGGUGUUUCAUUCGAUUUGUGUGCGGACCCUCCGCAAUCGUCCUCUUUCUACUUAAUCUAGUAAAAUCGCAGUAUUAAAUUCUAGUGUUAUAUUGUUAGUGAAACUCGCAUCUGCUCUUCCUAUUGUGGAGUGUAGCGGUUUUGUGAAAUGUUAUAAAUGAGAUUUUGCCGUGAUUGUUGGAUUUUGUAUUUCUCUAGAAGAGUGGUUUGUACGGGAACAGACAAUUCGGUAUUUGUGAUUUAAAUUAAUCGUUAUCUAGGCACAAUUUAGGUAGGGAGGUGUCGGGGACAGUGUGUGGAUCCCGGUCAUAAUAUUCUUAAAGACUGUUUGUGUUAUCAGGUAGUCGAUUCUAUCUCGACUCUCUGCUCUUUUCUCUUCCCUAUUUUACUGAAGUAAUUCUAGUUCUUACUUGUUUUAAGUUAUGUAUAAAAUUGUUUUGUGUUUUUGUUGUGCGAGAAACUAGAAAAAAUAUAAAAAAAUUGUUUUUAUAUGUGUGAUAGAACGACGGAUGGCUGGCCCUAGCUUAUUGUGGAUAUGUAUACGUACAAUUAAAAAUUCCGUAGUUAGAAUAGAUUGUCUGAACAAAAGUAUAAAGGGCGCAUUGUGUCAUUUCUUGUGUCAAUGUGCAGCAUUAGUCGAUUUCCUCUCAUUUUGCUGAUGUCGAUGUUAACAUUUCUCUAUUAUAAGUGUAUGUGAUGAAAAUUGUGUAUAUUGUGUAUGCCGCUUCUUAAUGUAGAAUUUGGCCAAACCUUUUUUAACAUUUUAACGAUUAUUUAUUUUUCUACUUGUAAAUUUUUCCAACUGUUUUGGACUGAUCAUUAUUUAAUGUUGUAUAAUUUUGAAAAUCACAUUUUGAGUGUUUUUUCUCCUCUUUUGUUACUCUAGUUGGUGUACACGAUGAUCUGUUAGUAGCUGUACAUAAUUCGCUUAUGUAAGGUUCAUAGUCCAAGGGGCCUCCCUCUUCAGGGGAUUGUUAUGUAAUUCAAAGUUCCUUUUCAGAUCAUAAAUAUUAGGUAUAAUAUUUUGCAUUUCAUAAUCACUUGUAGUAGGUCCUUAGUUCGCAUUAGCACGUGUAUGGAUGCGCUGCUGUAAAUAUGGCCUCGUGGACACUUUAAUCUUGUUUAUUUUUUGUUUAAACAUUGAUGCUGUUAUUUAAAUAAGGAAAACAGAUCUGAAAUACAAUAUUUCUGUUUUCUAUUAAUAUUUCAAGUAGUUCUUACUUGGUAAACACAGCAUUUUACUUACUUUAAUUUUCUUGUUUGGUUUUGUGUUCAGUGUUUUUGUUAAUUUGUUUUUACUAGUUGCUUGCUUAAUCAGUUAUUCCUAUCAAUUGUUUUCAAUAACAAUAACGUAUAGUGUUUCAUCCCUUCUUGUUAUUAUCUGAUACAAUAGCUAUUGCAUUCCUUAGUCAAUAUUGUUGUAUCGGAUGUGUUUUUCUUAGUAAAAGAGAUACAGCAUAAAUGUUAUUAAUGAAAAAUGUGUUAGCUGCAGUCAGAAUUUUCAAACAGGAUUAUUGCUCAACGAUUUCCAAAGGAUUUGUCUAAAUGUUGUACAUUUUUCUGUCAAUCAAAGCUUGUAGCUUUGUAUAUUUGGUCACUGAUUCAUUUGCACAUUUUGUCAUUUAUUGUGGUAUCUGUGAAUACAUUAAGUAAUUUUGUAAUAAUUUCGAGUAUUAGUUUAUUUUGCAAUAACUAAAGAUAUUUUGUUGCCUGUGUUAUGGGUAGUUGUAGCAACAAUUGUUUACUAUAAUUGACCUUUGGUAUGAUUGGUUGUAUAAUGUACACUAUUUGAAAACAAAAGACUUUGAAUAAAAUCAGAUCAUUCAUGUA
Molecule: messenger RNA, 3335 nt
Organism: Macrosteles quadrilineatus (aster leafhopper)
Lineage: Eukaryota; Metazoa; Arthropoda; Insecta; Hemiptera; Cicadellidae
Gene: crp
Product: transcription factor AP-4
Exons: 6
Coding region: 184-1389 (401 amino acids)
Biological process (GO): regulation of transcription by RNA polymerase II
Cellular component (GO): nucleus
Molecular function (GO): protein dimerization activity; DNA-binding transcription factor activity, RNA polymerase II-specific; RNA polymerase II cis-regulatory region sequence-specific DNA binding
Source: RefSeq, a predicted model, not a curated record